Molecule: messenger RNA, 1845 nt
Organism: Eupeodes corollae
Lineage: Eukaryota; Metazoa; Arthropoda; Insecta; Diptera; Syrphidae
Gene: Bx42
Product: puff-specific protein Bx42
Exons: 2
Coding region: 205-1755 (516 amino acids)
Biological process (GO): mRNA splicing, via spliceosome
Cellular component (GO): spliceosomal complex
Source: RefSeq, a predicted model, not a curated record
GGUUUUGGAUUGGAGGGUUAUACGUACGAAGUAUUUUUAGGUUCAGAGAGAGUCGAUUCGAUUUGCAUAUAGUGUUUGGUUAAUUGUAAAAUAAUAUUUCUUAUCAUUUCUGUAGGCUUGUUGUAAUAUUUUAGGCCUUACAAUUUUGUUAUUUCGGGAAAGAAUUCAAUUAAAUCUAUUACACAAAAUUUGAAUUGUGAAACAAUGUUUGAAGUUGUUAGUAAUGCGUUGUUGGUUUCAAAUAAUGUUAAUGUUGAGAUGAUCAAAACAAAUAAAAUAUCUAUACCAAGUUAUGGAGUGAGACAAGGCUGGUUUCCGAGAACGGAAACUGACUUUCGAAACGGGGGAGCUUAUCCUGAAUGUCACAUCGCUCAAUAUCCCAUGGGUAUGGGACUUAAUUUUCCAAUAUUAAAAAAAAAAGAGGCUUCUUUAGGGUUUCAACUAGAUGAUAGCAGAAAAACAAAAUACGACUCUAUUGCCAGGAACGAUCGUGCAUCUAAUAAAAUUAUAUUCUCAAAUAUAUCACAACUUCUACCCGCCGAUAUUGCCAGUGAAGAGCUUCAUAAACCAAAUGUUGGAAUUCAGGAAGAGACUACAGAAACUACCAAACGAGCCCUAGAAAAGUUAACUAACCAAAAAAUAAAUGCUGCAACGCCCUAUAUGGAAAUCGGCAAAGCCUUAUCGACACAAUACCUUAGGUUUACUUCAGUUCAACAAGGACAUGAGUAUAACUCGGGUGCAAAACAACGAGUCAUUAAAAUGGUAGAAGCCCAGGUGGACCCAAUGGAACCCCCUAAGUUCAAGGUUAGCAAAAAAAUACCUCGUGGUCCACCCUCUCCUCCAGCUCCAGUGCUGCAUUCACCAUCUCGCAAAGUUAGUAUGAAAGAACAAAAGGAGUGGAAAGUCCCACCUUGCAUUUCUAAUUGGAAGAAUGCAAAAGGUUAUACUAUUCCAUUAGAUAAAAGACUAGCAGCUGAUGGUCGAGGACUGCAACAACUACAUAUUAAUGAAAAAUUUGCCAAAAUGGCUGAAGCACUUUACAUAGCAGAUAGGAAAGCUCGUGAAGCUGUCGAAGCUCGUGCACAGCUUGAAAAGAAGUUGGCACAGAAAGAAAAAGAUAAAAAGGAAGACUUGUUGCGUAUAAUGGCACAGAGAGCUCGGGAAGAAAGAGCUGGUUUUCGAGUACUUGAAGAUGGUGAAACUUAUGACAUGAAGCAACGAAAUGAGUUACGAAUAGAGAGGCAUAGAGAUCGUACACGGGACAAAAAUUUGUCACGCGCAGGUCCUGACAAGCGAUUAAAAUUGCAUCGUGAACGGGAACGUGACAUAACCGAAUUAAUUGCUCUUGGUAAAUCUGCUAAAGCAGCAACAAGUUCAGAAACUCAAUUCGAUCAAAGAUUGUUUAAUAGAACGAAAGGAAUUAACUCUGGGUUUAUUGAUGAUGAAGCUUAUACUGUUUAUGAUAAACCCUGGCGCGAUUCCACAUCAUUGGGUUCUCAAUUACAUCGACCUAGUGAACUGGACAGGAAUACCUAUGGGGCGGAGAAUAGUAAAAUUAUUGCCACCAAUAAAUUUAUUCCAGAUAAGGAAUUUAGUGGUGCAGGGCGUUCCUCAUAUAAUAUUAGAAGAGCUCCUGUACAGUUUGAAAAGGAAGAUGAUCCUUUCGGCUUGGAUCAGUUUCUCAAUAUGGCUAAAAAAGCUACAAAGAGAACUGAUAAUGAGGAGCACUUUUUUGAUAGUAAGAAAAAAAAAUAGAUUGAAUUGAUUUAAAUGUAAACUUUAUUUUUUGUAACUUUCAUGAACUAAUCAUGUAAUAAUAUAAUAAUAACUACUACCUAGCAUGUA